This is a messenger RNA of Trematomus bernacchii (emerald rockcod), 1527 nucleotides long. RefSeq lists its product as uncharacterized. The record is from RefSeq and is a predicted model, not a curated record. Gene Ontology annotation, molecular function: protein dimerization activity. The transcript has 2 exons. Lineage: Eukaryota; Metazoa; Chordata; Actinopteri; Perciformes; Nototheniidae. Bases 462 to 1121 code for a protein of 219 amino acids.
UCGCUGGGCAUAUUUGUUGUCAUGCGUCAUGCCGGCGGCUGAGUACCGGCAUCUUACUGAGUACCUUGCCGGUACUCAGUAAGAUGCCGGUACCACAUGGGUAAAAAUCAGAAGUGCCGGUACUGCGUACCGGUGAGUACCGGCCCAAUUCAAGCACUGCCUUUGUGGAAGAAGAAUAUCAGGUUGUGCGGAGACACGUACCCACAAGAUGGUUGAGUCUGUGGCCUGCUGUCAAGAGGCUACAUGACAGCUGGAGAGCUAUCAAGAGCUACUUCUUGUCACUGGGAGAGGAUAAGUGCCCAAAUUCACUGUGGCAGCUGUUCAAAAAUGAUGAGGAUGGUGAUGGGAAACCCCUAGAGCUACAGUUGUACCUGUCCUUCCUCAAUAAUGUUCUGAAAAUCUUCCACGAUGUUGUGCUGCUAUUGGAGAGAGAGGACGGGACCGUAUGUGAGCUAUAUGACAUGAUGCUCACUCUCAAGACAAAGCUCCAACAACGACAGAUUGAUUCCUUCUUUGGAAUGGAGAACAGUGCUAUCCUCCAACAGUUUCCAGACCAAAAGGCAGCAGCAAUCAAACAUGAUCUUUCCAAGUUCUACCAGGCUGCUCUCAACUACCUUGAGAAGUGGUAUGACUUCACAGACAACAACUACCAGAAGAAUGUUGCAAGCUUGGCACUGAAGUGCAAGUUCACAUUCUCCCAUCUCUGUGAUGCAGUGGAGGUCCUACAGAUAAGGGGGAAACUAGACAUGGAUGAACUGUAUGAUGAAUACUGUGUGACUUUGCCACGCCAGCAGGACGUUGAGGAGAGAAGAGCUCCUGUUGUGGAGAAGUGGUCCACCUUGCUUCAAGGCACAAACACACCAAAUCUGACUGCUGUGGCAUCCUUUCUCUUAAGCAUCCCCAUCACUAAUGCUUCGGUAGAGAGAGUGUUUUCCCUCAUGACGGCAGCGUGGACUGACCAGCGGAACCGGUGCUCUGUGGAGCUUAUCAAGUCUGAAAUUCAAGUCAAGACCAACUUUGAAUACAGUUGUAAGGAAUUCUACACCAAUGCACUCAAGGAGAAGGCCUUAUUGGAAGCUGCACGCUCAAGCAAAAAGUACAAAGUCAAGAAGAGCAUCUAAGGUGCUUUCCAUGGUGCUGGAAGUGCAUAGCCAUAGCCUGUGUGGGGGGGCCCACCUGCUGUUGCUGUGACAAAACUGAAAGCUAUUUUAUGUAUUAUAAUGUUUUUGUUCCCUCCUGGCCAGUUUUGAUUUGUAUUUAUGGUUUUAUUUUAUCUAUUAAUUUAUGUUGUGCCUACUUUUACAGGUAAUACACUAGUUGAAUUAGGAAGAUGCAUUUCUAAACACUUGAAGUGAAUAAUGCCUGCUGACUUGGUUAGCCUUAGUUUACUUUUCUUUAUUAAGAGACUAAAUUGUUACUGCAUUUUGACUUCACUGUCUGCUCUGUUGUUAUAUAUUUGUUAAGUUUUUAUCUGCAUUGUUUAUUGGAUGCUGUUGAAUAAACCAAAUGAAACAGAAUAGAAAUUCA